Molecule: messenger RNA, 2357 nt
Organism: Polistes canadensis
Lineage: Eukaryota; Metazoa; Arthropoda; Insecta; Hymenoptera; Vespidae
Product: putative fatty acyl-CoA reductase CG5065
Exons: 9
Coding region: 197-1759 (520 amino acids)
Biological process (GO): long-chain fatty-acyl-CoA metabolic process
Cellular component (GO): peroxisome
Molecular function (GO): alcohol-forming very long-chain fatty acyl-CoA reductase (NADP+) activity
Source: RefSeq, a predicted model, not a curated record
GCUGCGUAAGAGCUCAGUGAGUUCUUCAACUUUGUGUCGUUAAUACAUCUUUCGCGGUCGAUUUUUUGUGUGAUAUUUGUUUCACAUAUUGGUUCUUUAUUAUUCGUAUUUAGUGUCUAAUAUACUUGCAUUGUGGAAAGUACGAUUGAUUUUUUUCUGUGUAAAAAAAAACUCGUCGUUAUAAAAGAAAGAAAUCAUGGAGGAAAAAAGCGAAAUACAGUCGUAUUAUAACGGCAAAACUAUUUUCAUUACCGGUGGUUCCGGUUUUAUGGGAAAGGUUCUUAUUGAGAAAUUGCUUUAUAGCUGCAGCGACCUUGACAAAAUUUAUAUGUUAAUAAGAUCGAAAAGAGGCAUCAGUCCUGACAUACGUAUCACUCAGAUAUUCAAAUUACCGAUGUUUGCAAGAAUCCGUAAAGAAAAGCCAGAAGUUUUCAAAAAAUUGAUACCUAUAAUUGGAGAUAUUUCUUUGAUUAAUCUUGGUCUGAGUGACGAACAACGAGAAAUGUUAAUUAACGAAACUCAAAUAGUCUUUCAUGUAGCAGCCAUGGUUAAAUUGGACACAACAUUGAAACAAGCGGUCGAUUUUAAUUUGAUUGGGACCAAGAGAAUGUUGGAUCUGAGCAGGGAUAUGAAAAAGUUAGAAGUUUUCGUACACUUGAGCACGGCAUUUUGUCAUGUCGAUCAGGUGGAACUAGGUGAACGAGUUUACGAUUCAACAGACGAUCCUCAAGACGUAAUAAGACUUGUUCAGUGGUUGGACGAGGAAAUCAUCGAUUUUAUCACGCCUAAAUUGAUAGCUCCGCAUCCGAAUACUUAUACGUACACAAAACGUUUGACGGAGAAAAUAGUAACCGAUGAGUAUCCUAACAUGCCAGUCGUCAUAACGAGACCUUCCAUUGUUGUACCGGCUGUUAAAGAACCUUUGCCAGGUUGGGUGGAUAAUUUAAACGGACCAAUAGGUAUGAUGAUUGCUUCCGGAAAAGGUGUAUUGAGAACGAUGCAUUGCGAUCCUGAUUAUUGUGCCGAAGUUAUGCCCGUUGAUUUUGCUAUUAAUGCAUUGAUUACGAUCGCUUAUAAGGAAGCUUCAAAUAGGAACAAAUCGAAAAACAUUCCGGUUUAUAACGUUACGCAAAACUCCAUUGAACGAAUGUCCUGGGGUAAACUUAUAGAAAAUGGUAGAUAUAUUAUUAACAAGUAUCCAUUUGAUGGAAUGCUUUGGUAUCCGGACGGCAACCUACGGAAAAGCAAAUGGGUUCACGAUAUUAUGCAUUUCUUCUUUCAUAUCAUACCGGCUUACUUUAUCGAUUUCUUGCUGUUAAUAUUUUUGCAACAAAGAUUUAUGGUACGUCUUCAAAAAAAGAUUGCGAAUGGCCUUAAUUUAUUGGAAUAUUUUACUACGCGAGAAUGGUACUUUCACAAUACGAAUUUACUAAUACUUUCGGGUGAGAUGAAUUCGAAGGAUAAAGAACUUUUCCAAAUUGAUGGAUCCAAAGUCAACCAGAUAGAAUUCAUGAAGACCAGUAUAUUGGGAGCUAGACAAUAUUGCUUGAAGGAUGAUCUCUCUACUGUACCGAGAGCACGGAUGCAACUAAAGAUACUGUACAUCAUUCAUAAUAUAGUACUAUUCUGCUUCUACUUCGGCAUAUUUUAUUUCCUUUACACGCACUUGGAGUUUGUUCGAGUUUAUGUGAAUUACAUCACGGAUAAGAUAAAAAUGCUUCCAAUGAUGGGAAAUAUUAUAAGGGAGACUCGUAUUUAAGAAAAAUAAUCGACAAAAAAAAAAUUUGUUUAUUUACAAUUUCUCUAUAUCGUUCGAAUAUUUUUCUAUAAUCAUUUUCUUUUUUUUCUUUUUCAACUUUAUCAAAUACUGUGAUAUAGGUUUGUAUGAUAUGAAAAGGUAUGUGACCAUGUGAGUGGUGUACUUUUUCUUAAGUUUUAAGAAAAAGAUGGGCUAAUAGGAAAAACAACAUUUUUCCUAACGAGAUAAUCUUCCUUUUUAAAUAGCUAAAAAGGACUUUCUUAUUAUUUUCAUACUUUCUUAAUUAAAAGAAGAUCAAUAAUGUAGUACGUGAACCUUCCAAAAUAUGGAUGCACUUACUAAUGCUAAAGUAAUGGAAAAGAAAAAGAAGAAAAUAAUAGAAAAGGAUUUUCGAAGAAUGGAUAAAUAUACUAUAAUAAAUACAGUUUUAAACUGUAUAGGGAAAUUUUAUGUAUGUACAUAUCUAAAUAUUAAAUCUUUCCUAUGCGUUAUAUUUUUUAUGGUGAUACAUGCAUACAUUAUAUAUAUAGAAGUAAUAUAUUACGUUUGUAUCAUUUUAAUUUCAAGUUGAAUAAAGAAUAUUUUGGGUAGAGGAUAA